Messenger RNA from Manihot esculenta (cassava), 3206 nucleotides. Its product is annotated as probable RNA helicase SDE3. The record is from RefSeq and is a predicted model, not a curated record. Bases 784 to 3003 code for a protein of 739 amino acids. The transcript is spliced from 3 exons. NCBI's taxonomy places the organism in Eukaryota, Viridiplantae, Streptophyta, Magnoliopsida, Malpighiales, Euphorbiaceae.
CAAUUCCUUUCCCAUCUAACUCGUUCUGUCUUAUUUCCCCUUUUUCUUUUUCGGUCCUUGUAAUUUUGAUCUUUUCUAUCAAGCUACUGAAAGUUAUGUUGAUCUGAUUCAUCUGCAUUCAUUUUGUUCUUGGGAGGGGAAAAUUAGGGAACUGAUUGAGAAAUCAAUAUCGAUCAUACAUGGAGUAUGUUAUUUAAUAUGAUCCAGAAACAAAAUCAACAUAAUUUGCUGUAUUCCUUUUGGGUAGUCAUCAAAAUAAAUUUAUAUCAAGAUCCAAGAAUUCUUUACUUUAUAAUAUCUUUUUGUGUUGCAAUAAUUCAGCAACUGUACACUGGGAUUGGGCUUCCUCAUCUUCACUAGAACUGGUGUUUCAGUCUAGUCCUGGUAAAUGCAUGCAGCAGGUUAAGUGACCUUAAGAAAUCCAAGUUACCAAGUCUUUAUUUUCUCUGCUCAGAAUUGCAGAUUCCCAGUUUCUUAUUUAGUACUAGCAACAAAAUCUUCUAGGAAGCAAGUCAUAGAAGGCGAUCCUUAGUUUCAGUAAGAAAGAUUAAUUGAAUAUUUUGGUGAUAACCACUCUUAAUUUGUCUCCCCAUGCCUAGCAAUCUCAUCUGUUAAGUUCUAUCUAUUAAGAUGGAUCAAUUUCUCCCUUUUGAAGUGAGAUUAUAGAGAAUAUGACUAAAUUAUUUGUCAUGGGGUGGAGUUGAGUGUCAUGAUUCUGUGCAACAAAUUGUGUCAAAAGAAUAUUGUCGUUUUAUACUAUCUUUUUGCAGGAAGUGGGCCUACAUGUCUCAGUUUCUUGAAAUCUUGCGUUGUAUUCUUUGUUGUGUUGAAGAUUAUGGAGAUGAAAAUGAAUAUGAAACAUUUUAUGUAAACACUACACGGGAACCAAGAGUGUCUCGAAGUGUUAUUCCUUUCAAUUUCAAGGCAAUAUUCGGUUCAAGGUCAAGUGAUUCUGUAAACUCAGUGGAAAGCAUUUAUGAUGUGUCUAGUAGUUUUGAUAGUAAUAGGAGAUAUGUACGUAUACCUUCCCAUAGUCCAGAAACAUAUUCCUCUUGGCUGCCACCUUCAUCCCAAACUACAACAAGAGCAUCUUCUUCGUACCGACCUCAAUCGCUAACGACAGAUGUGACUUCUUCCAAACCAUCACAGGCAUCACUGCUAUCUCCUGCAUCCCAAACUUCGUCUAGAUCAUCCCCUCAGGCACCAAAACUCCCACUAUCUUCAAAAAAAGCGCAACCAUUAAUACCAGAAAUACCUUCUUCUAAACCAUCUCCAGUGUCUCUUACAUCCCCAACUUCUUCAUUAAAACCAUCCCCUCAAACACCUUCAUAUUCUUUAAAUCCAUCUGUAUCCCUCCCUAAACCUUCAACAGCUGAUUCUAAACCAUCUCCUUUAUCCUCUGCAACUUCAGCAUUUUCUUUUAAACCUGUUCCUAAAGCACCUCCUUCUUCCUUGGACGCUUCUCUAUCAUCGUCCAAGCCCUCCCUGACUUCUUCCUCAAAUGUCAUCAAAAUUCCUGAUAUCCAAAACUCCUGUUCUGAGUCAUCUCCAUCACCGUCUAAGCCCCUUCCAUCUUUUAAGCCAACACUGGCUCCAGCUUCCUCAAAUAUCACCGGUCAACAGACAAAAGCCAACUAUGUAUGGGUUCGAAAGGAUACAUUACCUAUUUAUAUGACUCCCAAGGAUAUACAAGAUUUGAUCAAGAAAGACAUGGUCCCUGAAGUUCUGAAAAAGCCAUUGACUUUGUCAACGUAUAAGGAUUAUUUUGCUGCUCUUCUUUAUGCUGAAGACUUCUACAUUGAGAAAUGGAGCAAGUUCAAAUUGGUGGAUAUCACAUUAAAAUUGCAAAAAGCAUCAGUCUUUAAACUAUCAUACUUCACAGAGAGUCAUGAAAAGGAAGAUAAAACCUUUGUGACAUUUGAGAUUGACGCAUGUCGUGAGAGGCGGCCAUUUCUAAUAUCAAGGGACUUUGUCUUUGCAAGACCCUCAGGAAAUAAGACUGAGCCAUUUCAGGGUGUUAUUUAUCGUGUGGUGAGGAGCACAACUGUGCUGGUUGAAUUUGGUGAUGAUUUUGAUGCUCAGCAUCAUUCAUCUCGCAAAUAUGAUGUUAGCUUCUCAUUUAACAGAGUGUGUUUAAAAAGGGCUCAUCAAGCAAUUGAAGCUGCCUCAGAUCCUUUAUUUAAAGAUUACAUUUUCCCUGAUUGUAACUUCAGAAAGAGAUGCUCUGAAUCAACACCUUCAUAUUGUAAUUAUAAACUUGAUGCCGAUCAAAUGUCCGCAGUUUGUCAGAUCUUAUCCUUUCAGGGGCCACCUCCUUAUCUCAUUGAGGGCCCACUCUGUGUAACUAAAGCUACAAGGCAUGAAAUUAGUCAACUAUCAAGAACUGGAUUGGUUGUCCAAGAAGCUGUGCUAGAAUUUUAUCGAAGCUCUCAAAAGCACCGAAUUCUCAUAUGUGCACCUAAUAACAGCACAUGUGAUUUGUUGACAAGAAGCUUGAAGAAGCACAUUCCUAAAUCAGAUAUGUUUCGAGCUAAUGCUGCAUUUCGAGAGAUAGAUGGGGUGCCUACUGAUAUACGCUCGUCAUGUGUAUAUAAAGGUGAAUGUUUUUCUUGCCCGCGCCUUCAGGAACUCCGGAAGUUUAGAGUAAUAUUAUCAACUUAUGUGAGUAGCUUCCGGCUUUGUAACGAAGGCAUUGCUGCUGGACAUUUUAGUCACAUUUUCUUGGUGGAUGCCUCAUCAGCUACUGAGCCUGAGGUAAUGGUGGCACUGGCUAAUUUGGCGAACAAGAACACAGCUGUAAUAGUCACUGGUGCACCAGGAAACUAUCCAGGUUGGGUGCGCUCUGAUAUCGCUAGAGAAAAUGGACUAAUGCAUUCAUACUUCGAAAGACUUCAUGAGAGAAAUCCAUACGCUAGACUUGAUCCAAUGUUUAUCACAAAGCUGGUCAGCUUCGAGUCCAAAUCAGAUGAUAACCAAAGCUUUGACCCUUUCUUCUUUGUGUAGUUUGCUAUUUGAUAAACAACAGCAGUACCUGUUGAUGUGUAAAAAUUAAUCCAUGGAGUCCACUGUAAGUUGCUUCCCACUUUCUUGUGGACACGAUGCUUGUAUAGUUUAGUUUUUCCAGCGUUUUCCGAGUAACUAGAUCACUUUUCAGAAUUAUGUUUGAGACCAUAUAUCUACAAUGUGGCUAGAAUUUGUUUUCCAGA